Molecule: messenger RNA, 2239 nt
Organism: Rubroshorea leprosula
Lineage: Eukaryota; Viridiplantae; Streptophyta; Magnoliopsida; Malvales; Dipterocarpaceae
Source: the annotation of a GenBank genome assembly
GACACGUAACCGAGCUGUCGACACCAUGUGUUAAACGUCCAGAAUCAGAUUCUGUUUCCUAUUUUGUGUCAACACGUAAUCCGAAGUGUCAGCACCACGCGAUCAGCAUCCAAAAUUUAGUUUCCUAUUUCUGUUCCAAGUCCUAGUUCUAUUUCAAUUAGGGUUUCUAAAAUCCUAUAAAUACCCAUCCAAAUUCAGAAUGAAGAGAGUUUUGAGAGGCUGGAGUACAGUGUGCUUGAUUACAAAGAGAAAGUGGUUGAUGGUUUCUAUGACGAGUAUGGGCCUUCCACAAAUUCAGCACUCCAAGGAAAAAUGCCAUCUCUUGCAGAUCUUGAGACAAAUCUUGGGAAUUAUGGCUUUGAAGUUGUGAUUGUCAAUCGAACAAUUGAACCUGUCUUAGAAGAGUUGGUGCAAAUUGCACAUUGUAUUGCAUUAGAUUGCCCUGCUAGUAACGUUAGUGUUUUAGUCCAAAAGCUUGCUGAAUUUGUUACAGGCCAUAUGGGUGGACCCGUUAAGGAUGCUAAUAUAAUGUUGGCAAGGUGGAUGGAUAGGAGCAUGGAAUUGAGAACAUCUCUUCAUACAAGUUUAUUGCCUAUUGGGUCCAUUAAUAUAGGAUUGUCUCAGCAUCAUGCUUUACUUUUCAAGGUAUUGGCUGAUAAUAUAAAGUUACCUUGUAGACUCGUAGAAGGCAGUCAUUACACUGGGGUUGAGGAUGAUGCUGUAAACAUGUUAAAGCUGGAGGAUGAAAGGGAUUUUUUGGUUGAUCUCAUGGCAGCUCCUGGGACACUUAUACCUGCUGAUGUUUUCAGUGCAAAGGAUACCGCUUUGAAGAUGACUAAAAACCUUUUUGCAGAUCUUAAUCCUUUCCAGAUAAAAGGGACAGAUAAAACUUACCUGCAGAACAAAUCCACCGAAAGCAAAGUUGAUGACCUUCAAAGACAAAAAAUGACUAUUGUCAUCAGUCGCCCCCCUGUCUCAUUACGGAAGAAUCGGCCCACUUACAAUGAGAUCCCCAAGAAAAAGGAGUACAAUUAUGUGGAUGGUCUAUUUCCCAAAAUCAAUCGUGAGUCUUAUGAGUUCCAUCAAUCAGCAUCAGCUUCAACCAGCUCAACAAAAUCUGAGAAGGUCCAUCCUCACGGUUUCAAGUUAUUGGGUGAUUCCAAUCUCCCCAAUAAUGAUAAUAAAUCUAGGGAUCGUUUGUCUGACAUGGGACAAUCUUUGACUUCUACUACUGGUCAGUUCAAUAACGCACCAAUGGUUCAGGAUGUGAGCACAAACUUUAAUGGAGAAAAAUCCAAUGGAUGGCAGGAUGUGCAAAAUAACACUGUGGAUAUGGUUAAAGAUCAGGAAAGUAAUGAAGUGGGUUUACAUGAUCACAGAGAAGCCAAACCUGAUAAAUGUAUGGGGAAAAAUCUGAAAUUGAAGAAUCCUGAAAGUCCUAGGUCACCAGUUGAUUGCAUAACAGAAAGGGUUGAUCAACUCUUUGAUGAUGUAGACGUGGGUGAUUUUGAAAUUGCAUGGGAAGACUUGCUUAUUGGUGAAAGAAUUGGACUGGGUUCAUAUGGAGAGGUCUAUCAUGCUGAUUGGAAUGACACGGAGGUUGCUGUUAAGAAGUUCCUAGACCAGGAUUUCUCGGGUGCUGCUUUGGCUGGAUUCAAAAGAGAAAAUGCAAGACAUCCGGAAAAGGAGACACCCGGAGUUCCCUCUUUUGGUGAGGGAUGCAAUACUAUCAGCAUCAGCCAGAAUGAGAAGCCAAAAUACCCUUGGAAGGGAUUUCAAACACAAGUUGAUGAUUUCAAGACUAUAUUUAGCCAUGCAAUCAGCUGUGUAUCUGUCGGGAUCCACCUCCUGCCAGAAGGAGAGCAACGCAUAGGUCCAAAGUUCAGCAAGAUCAAUGCUACAAUUCUCGAGGAACAUGCUAAAACCAGCCAUCUAGUUACCACGGAUCCAAGAGAAAUCGUUGAUGAUGUCUCUCUUUUUUCUGAAAAUGUUCGUCUCUGUAUACUCUUCAAAGACUUUGUUCAUGAAAUUGUUGCACUCAUCAGGGUCCAAGCAUAUCUUGGCAAGGCACUAUAAUCAUAAUAAUAAUCGGCUUCUGAAUUGCCUACCUGCAACAUGGAUAUCAUCUUAGUACAUUAUGUUCAUGUAGGCUUGAGAUGUAUAAGAUAAGUACGUGCAGCCUAAUGGUGCUGAUCAAUUUUAUCCCCUAUCCAGUAAAGCAUAAAGAUGGGGGAUUAUU